AUGGCAAAGUACGACAAAACCACCGAGGGCUUGACCCUUGUUCAUGACUUUGCUCAAGAGGUCAAGGGCAAGAUCUUUCUCUUGACAGGGCCCAGUAAAGGAGGAAUCGGCGCCGAGACUGUAGUGACAUUGGCCUAUGGCGGCCCAGCUAUGAUUAUUCUGCUCGGUCGUUCCUUGUCCAAGAUACAACCUAUCAUUGAUUCCAUCAAGGAGAUCAACCCAGACAUCAAGGUCAAAUUCGUCGAAAUCGAUUUGUCCUCUCUCCGUAGCACAAGAGAAGCGGCGCAGAAAAUCCUUGAUGAUGAAGAGAUUAGCCAUGUCAACGUUGUCAUCAACAAUGCCGCGGUAAUGGGUCCCCCUUGGCAACAGACCGAGGACGGCUUCGAGCUUCAACUGGCCGCGGGUCACCUAGGUCACUUUGUCCUGACCAACAGCAUCAUGCCCAAGAUCCUGGCGGCCGGUGCUGGUGCGCGCAUCGUCAACGUUAGUAGCUCCGGACACCGUUACAAUCCCUUUCGCUUCUUUGAUCCAAACUAUACAAUUCCAGGGUCGUACAAUGGCUUUGCGGCUUAUGGCUCGGUCAAGACGGCCAAUAUUCUCUUUUCCGUGGCCCUCAACCGGCGCCUGACCCCACGCGGUAUCCAUGCCUACGCCAUCCAUCCAGGCAGUAUCUCCACGAACCUACAAGAGUAUAUGAAAGUCUACGGGGCCGAGGAGGCCGCCAUCAUGGAAGACGGCUGUUGGCGAGUGCUAGGCAUGUCCUUGGCCACCCAUCGCGCCACUGGCGGUUGGAAGACACUGGCUCAGGGAUGUGCCACCACGCUCCGGGCCGCUCUCGAUCCCGACUUGGUCAAGGAAGAAGGCGUAUACCUGGAGGACAACAAUCUGACGACCGACACUCGACUGAUCAAGGAGUGGGCCACGGACGCGGAACUGGCUGAACAGUGCUGGAAGCUGAGCGAGGACCUUGUUGGUCAGAAGUUUGAGAUUUGA
Molecule: messenger RNA, 993 nt
Organism: Pestalotiopsis fici W106-1
Lineage: Eukaryota; Fungi; Ascomycota; Sordariomycetes; Amphisphaeriales; Sporocadaceae
Exons: 2
Coding region: 1-993 (330 amino acids)
Source: RefSeq, a predicted model, not a curated record